AUGACAGAAAAUAAAGCGAAUAUUAUCACAAUCUUAGAUCCAGCAUAUUCCGAAUGUUAUGAAAUUAUUAUGAAACCUUUAAAAGAUGAUAUAAUAACCUUAUAUUCAUGUAUCCUUGUAAAUAGAUCCUUUUGUAGAGUUUUUAUUCCUGUUCUUUGGAGGAAUCCUUUUAAAUUUAUUAAAGAUGAUAAUAAAUUAAUUAAAUUAAUUAAUACACUAAUUCACUGUCUUAAUCAAACCAUUAAAAAUGAUUUAAUAAAUAAAGACUCAAUUAAAUUGGAAGGACUUCCUACAUAUUUUAAAUAUCAUACUUUAAUUAAAGAAUUUGAUUUAAAUCCUUUACAAAGAGGAAUAAGACUUUGGACUUCAAGUCAUUUAACUCAAAAGUUAACUAGAAGAAGUAUUAGUAGAAGAGUAUUUAAAAUUAAUAAAUAUAUUGGUAAUUUACUUUUUGAUAAAGAAAAUCAAUAUGAUUCACUUAAUAUUUAUCAUAAUGAAUUAUUAAAUGGAUUAAGAACUUUAUUUGAUAUUUGUAAAUUUGAUAAUUAUGAAAAAAGUUUGGUACAAGUAAAUAAAUUAUCUGUAGGAUUUUUUCAUGGAAAUACUACAAAUUUAAUUUUACCAAUUACAGAAAAUUUUUUAAAACUUCAAAAUAAAUUAUCACCAAAUAUUCAACAUUUACAAAUUUCUAUUGAUACUAUUAAAGAACAUGAGGAAUUUUCUAGAAAUUUAAUUCAUUUUAUUAAAUCACAAAAAAAAUUAAAAUCUUUAAUAACAAAUACUUUUUGGAUAAAAGAUGAUUUUAUUCAACCUUUUCUUAAUUCUUUAAAAAAUCAAUCAACUUGUUUAACUUUUUUAAAAUUACAAGAUCAAAAACUUUCCAAUGAAUUAUUAUUAUCUAUACUUAAAUCUUUACCUAAUUUAAUUACUCUUUACCUUGAUAUUAAUUAUUUAGAAUAUCAUGUAAAUGAAGGAAAUUCUUUUUAUUCAAUAAUAAGUCAAAUAUAUUUUAAUAAUUUAGAAAAUUUAUAUUAUGAUUUAAAAUCAAAAAUUUUUUGGAAUACUUGGAAUGUUUGGAGUUCAAUCCCAGAUCCAGAUCCAAGUAAUUUACUUUUUAAUCAAAUCCUUUUAUCAUCAAGCAAAUUAUUUUCUAUCAAGGUAAAGAUAAAUAAUGGUUUUAUUAAAUAUCUUCAAUCAUAUCAACAUCAACAUUUAACUCAUUUACAUAUAAUUUUGGAUUCUGAUUCGUUGGAAAAUUUAAUUAAAUUAUUAAAAAAUUUACGUCAUUUGAUUUAUUUGAAAUUAGAUGAUUAUUAUGAACGUAGUAAAGAUCGUUUAUUACGUUAUAAUUAUUAUACAUUUUUACAAUUUGCUCAAACAAUUCCAAAUUCUUUAAGAAUUUUUGAGAUUAAUUUUGAGAUUACGAAUGGUUAUUUAGAAACUUUAUUUAAUGAAACUCAACUUAAUAUUCAAUGUAUUAAAUUAUAUCAUUAUAUACAUUGUAAUACUUCUUUAAGAGUUUUUAUUGAUUACGCAAAAAGUAAAAAAUGUUUCAAAGAACUUGGUAUUACUUAUAAUAUUAUGAAAUCAAUUUCUAAAGAUUAUAUAAUUGAAGCAAAAAAUUAUUUUAACGUAACACCCUUCAAUAAUGAUGAAAUCAAUAUUCCAUUUUAUGAUGAUCCAAUAAAAAAUUCAUACUGGAGCAGAAGAGUUAGUGAAGGUCGCGUCUAA
Messenger RNA from Rhizophagus irregularis DAOM 181602=DAOM 197198, 1731 nucleotides. RefSeq lists its product as uncharacterized. NCBI's taxonomy places the organism in Eukaryota, Fungi, Glomeromycota, Glomeromycetes, Glomerales, Glomeraceae. The record is from RefSeq and is a predicted model, not a curated record.